AUGGACAGAAUCAAUGGAUUGUCUGAUGACGUGCUGGUGAAGAUAUUAACUUUUCUUCCAACAAAAGUUGCUAUAUCCACUUGUGUUUUGUCUAAGCGAUGGAAGUUUCUUUGGAUGUGGUUGCAAACACUAGAGUAUAUGUGUAGAGAGCCUGAAUCUAAGGAGUUCAUUGACAAGAAUCUGCCUUUACAUAGAGCUCUCGUCAUUGAAAGAGUUUAUAUCGACGUAUCUUCGGACUCAAAUAUUGAACCUAAAGAUUACCAACGUUGGAUUAGAAUCUUAGUUUCUCGCCAUAUACGUGUACUGAUAAUUUAUCAUUAUCUCAUUCAUGGACGAAACAUAUUACCGAGUAGCUUGUAUACUUGCAAUUCGCUCGUCAGCUUGAUACUCAAAGGACCAAUUCUCUUGAAUGUUCCUCGUAGGGUUUGUCUUCCUUCUCUCAAAACUUUGGGACUUGAAGGAGGGACAGACGUCACUAAUCGUUUUCUGAAACGGCUUCUAUCUAAUUGCCCUGUUCUUGAAAAUCUUGUAGUGGAUAGAUUUGGUUGUGACGGUAUGAGAAAGUUGACUGUUAUCGUCCCGUCUUUGCAGAGAUUAACACUCUUUUUAACUAAUGAUUUAGACGAGUUUGUGUUAAAUACUCCUGCCUUGAAGCAAUUGAGAUUUAGGUUUCAUUUUUCCAAUUGUCACUUCAGUAUGAUUGAGAAGAUGCCUGAGUUGAGGAAGGCAUUAGUAGAGAUUAAACGCUUUUCUAAUAUCGAUAGUCUUAUCGCAUCAAUCUCAUCUGCCGAGCAUCUUUUCAUAUGCCCACCACUUGAGGCUGUGUAUAGUGAUGGUUUCGUCUUCAACAAACUUAAACAUCUCAAGAUAUGUGAAUGCAAAGCCUAUUCGUCGAGUUUCCUUGUCCGGUUGCUCAAAGGUUCUCCUAAGUUACAAGUACUAGAAUCCUCCAGAAUGCUUGGUCAUGGACCUGAUUUUAAAGAUGACAAGAAUGACUGGAAUCCACCAACUACUGUUCCUCAAUGUAUAUUGUCGAGCCUAGAAAUCGUCAAGUGGUUCAGAUAUUUAGGAAGAUCUCAAGAGAGAGAUCUUGUGACUUAUAUCUUGAAAAACGGUCGUCGCUUAAAGGCUGUAACAAUCAACUCUAAACCAUAUUAUAUGGAAACCCAUGACAUGUUCAAGGAGUUGGCUCUUUGUGCUCGAGCUUCAACCACAUGUAAACUUGUUUUUACUUGA
Messenger RNA from Capsella rubella, 1236 nucleotides. RefSeq names its product FBD-associated F-box protein At4g10400-like. The coding region runs from base 1 to 1236 and encodes 411 amino acids. Lineage: Eukaryota; Viridiplantae; Streptophyta; Magnoliopsida; Brassicales; Brassicaceae. The transcript is spliced from 3 exons. Gene Ontology annotation, molecular function: protein binding. The record is from RefSeq and is a predicted model, not a curated record.